Carlito syrichta (Philippine tarsier) is the source of this 929-nucleotide messenger RNA. It is a transcript of the gene GALNTL5, whose product is annotated as polypeptide N-acetylgalactosaminyltransferase like 5. Gene Ontology annotation, cellular component: Golgi apparatus. The transcript has 5 exons. The annotation marks the transcript as partial. Gene Ontology annotation, biological process: spermatid development. The record is from RefSeq and is a predicted model, not a curated record. Lineage: Eukaryota; Metazoa; Chordata; Mammalia; Primates; Tarsiidae.
AUGAGAAAUGCCACAAUUCAAUGUUUUUUCUAUGGAUUCAUGAUCUUUGGGUUCUGCACAGCUUCGUUGUAUGUAUAUUUGUACUAUAGUCAUGAGAACAGCCAGGAGAAGAAAAGCCAUGAGCCUACCUCAGUUCGGUCCCCUGAAAAAAAUGUGCAUCAGCAAAGUAUCCAUGACUCAGAGCAAAUGCCAACACCACAUGCAGUUGUAGAAGGGUUAGACGAAGAUGAAAAUGAACCUAAAAGACUGCAACAAUUUAUAAAUCGGUAUAAGAAUGUCAACCAUUCAGACCCAGAGUUUCUUAGUGGAUUUUCAAAAUAUGGAUUUAAUAUCAUUGUCAGUAGACACUUGGACAACCAGAGAGAGGUGCCAGAUACCAGGAAUAAAAUGUGUCUUGGAAACUAUUACUCAAAACGUCUACCAACUGCCAGCGUUAUCAUUUGCUUCCAUAAUGAAGAAUUUCAUGCCUUGUUUCGGACAGUGUCCAGUGUUAUGAGUCGCACUCCAGACCAUUUCCUUGAAGAAAUUGUUUUGGUAGACGACAUGAGCGAAUUUGAUGAUUUGAAAGAAAAACUAGACCAUCACCUGGAAGUUUUUCGGGGAAAGAUUAAAUUAAUAAGAACCACAAAGAGAGAGGGGCUGAUUCGAGCAAGACUGAUUGGAGCAUCUCGGGCUUCAGGUGAUGUUCUGGUGUUCCUGGAUAGCCACUGUGAAGUGAACACAGUAUGGCUGGAGCCUUUGCUGAAAGCCAUUGCCAAGGACCCCAAAAUGGUGGUGUGCCCACUGAUAGAUGUCAUUGACCACAUAACUCUGGAGUAUAAGCCCUUCCCCCUCGUAAGGGGAAUUUUUGACUGGAAACUACAGUUUAAAUGGGAUCGUAUUUUCUCUUAUGAGAUGGACGGGUCAGAAGGACCUUCUAAACCAAUCCG